Molecule: messenger RNA, 3134 nt
Organism: Pteropus alecto (black flying fox)
Lineage: Eukaryota; Metazoa; Chordata; Mammalia; Chiroptera; Pteropodidae
Gene: NT5DC1
Product: 5'-nucleotidase domain containing 1
Exons: 12
Coding region: 90-1448 (452 amino acids)
Molecular function (GO): 5'-nucleotidase activity
Source: RefSeq, a predicted model, not a curated record
UCCUGCAGGUCCCAUCCCGCAGCGUCCUACCCGCGCGCUCCUCGCCCCCUUCCCGCGCAGAGGCGCCCGCCGGUGUUGCCAGCGCAGCCAUGGCUCAGCACUUCUCCCUGGCCUCCUGCGACGUGGUGGGCUUCGACCUGGACCACACUCUCUGUCGCUACAACCUGCCCGAGAGCGCCCCGCUCAUUUAUAAUAGCUUUGCUCAGUUCCUGGUCAAGGAGAAAGGAUAUGGCAAGGAAUUACUCACUGUGACUCCAGAGGAUUGGGAUUUCUGUUGCAAGGGCUUAGCCUUGGAUCUGGAAGAUGGGAACUUCAUUAAACUUGCAGAUAACGGCACUGUCCUCAGGGCAAGCCAUGGCACAAAGAUGAUGGCUCCCGAGGAGCUGGCCGAGGAAUAUGGCAGGAAGAAGUGGAAGUACUUCAUGUCAGACACUGGAAUGGCUUGCCGGUCAGGAAAAUACUAUUUUUAUGAUAACUACUUUGACCUGCCAGGAGCUCUUCUAUGUGCCAGAGUGGUGGACUCUUUAACAAAGGAGAACAAUGGUCAGAAAACAUUUGAUUUUUGGAAGGAUAUAGUUGCUAGUAUACAACACAAUUAUAAAGUGUCAGCUUUUAAGGAAAACUGUGGAAUGUAUUUUCCAGAAAUAAAAAGAGAUCCAGGCAGGUAUUUACACAGAUGUCCUGAAUCCGUAAAAAAGUGGCUUCGACAGCUAAAGAAUGCUGGGAAAAUUCUUCUGUUAAUCACUAGUUCUCACAGUGAUUACUGUAGACUUCUCUGCAAACAUAUCCUUGGGAAUGAUUUUGCCGAUCUUUUUGACAUUGUGAUUACAAAUGCACUGAAGCCUGGUUUCUUCUCCCAUUUACCAAGUCAGAGACCUUUCCGGACACUAGAGAAUGACGAGGAGCAGGAGCCACUGCCAUCUCUGGAUAAACCUGGCUGGUACUCCCAAGGGAACGCUGUCCACUUGUACGAACUUCUGAAGAAAAUGACUGGCAAACCUGAACCCAAGGUUGUUUACUUUGGUGACAGCAUGCAUUCAGAUAUUUACCCAGCCCGUCAUUAUAGUAAUUGGGAGACAGUCCUCAUCCUGGAAGAGCUCAAAGGGGAAAGAGACGUGAAACCUGAGGAAUCAGAGCCUCUAGAGAAGAGAGGAAAAUACGAGGGACAGAAGACAAAGCCUCUAAAUUCAUCAUCUAAAAAAUGGGGCUCUUUUUUUAUCGAUUCUGUUUCGAGACUGGAAAAUACAGAAGACUCCUUGGUUUAUACAUGGUCUUGUAAGAGAAUCAGUACUUACAGCACUAUUGCAAUUCCAAGUAUUGAAGCAAUAGCAGAAUUGCCCCUGGACUACAAGUUUACAAGAUUCUCUUCAAACAAUUCAAAAAUGGCUGGCUACUAUCCAAACCCUCCAUUGGUUUUAUCAAAUGUUGAAACGCGGACAACAAAAUAACUUUUCUUUACUCCAAAAGGAAAUAAAGAACCAUAUACACAGCAAAUGUACUGUAAAAAUUAAAAAAAAAUUUAAAUAGUAUAAAAUGCUUUAUAGGAACAAAUUCUUAAUGAAAAUUGACCAAGAAAUUGAUGUUUUUUAGUAGGUCACCUUUCUAUAUAGAUCAUCUUGAUGCCCAACAGCUCUCAUUAUAUUAAAAUCUCAAUAUCUAGAACUGAAAAGAACCUUAUUAAUUUUGUAUAUACCAAUAAUUCUGAGAUUAGAAUUCAUCUGGGGAGAUAUAUAUAUACAGACACACACAUACAUACACACACACAUAUUUACACUAUGGUUCUAAAAGCGUGGUCCCAAACCACCAGCAUAGCAUCACCUGAGAACUUGAUAGAAAUGCCAAUUUGCAGGUCCCACCCCAGAUCUACAGAAUUAGAAACUCUGGAAACAGGGCCCAGGAACCUGUGUUUAAUAAUAGUGUGAUUCACACUAUUAUUUAUUAAUUUAUAAAUAAAUUUGUACUAUUUAAUAAUAAUGUGAAUUAUUUCUGGCUGGACCAUAACCUCCAGAGACUGGUUGAAAUGGACUCGGGUAUAGAUUAACCUUGACAAACAUCUUUUAUGUGCCUCAGGAAAACAUAGCCAGAAUUAGGGACAACUGAUCUACACCAGCUCUUUCAAUUUAUACCCAAGAACACUGAAUCUGGUGAGAUUAAAUGAUUAUUCCAAGCUAUCAGGUUUUAUGCUAUUCUUGUGUUUUCCAAAACAAGGAAAUAAAAGAGACAUGAUUUCUUCUAAGACCACACAGCCAGUAUGGGACAGAGAUGAUACCAGAAGCCAACUAUUUCAGCCUCCAGUGUUACCUGUUAGGUUCUCCCUUAAUGUUAAAGGCCAUUUAAUUCAUUUUCAUUCACUUUAAAGUAUGUGUUCUCAAUGGGACAAACAUUGGUUCUUGGGGUGAAAAAAAUAUUAGACAAUGCAAUGGACAGUCGCCCUCCAAAGCUAAACAUUACCCAAUAAAAAUCUUAUUCCUUAGUAUUAAUUUUUCUCAUUAAAGACAAAUACAAAGUUAAAUUUAUUAAUUAAAUUUGAGUUAUAUUUAAUUUUUCUUCCUGGGAAGGGGAUGAUAAUGAAAAAAAAGGUUGAGAAAAACUGGUUUAAGAGUUUUUAUACAUAUACUGCAAUACAGGAUUACUGUGUUCUUUGUGUGCUAUAUAUGGUCAUAUUAGUAGCUAUUUGUUGCAAGAUGUUAGGAGCCAGGUAAUGUUUACAAUAUAAAUUCUGGCUACUCUUUAUAUUGUGGUUUCAUUCUGUUUAUCAUGGACAAUAUCAGAAAACAUACUGGUCACUAUCAAUAUCAUUACUUGGUCUAUAGCAGAGAACUUAGCAUGUUGAUGCAUGCAAUGAAAAGAUAAAUAUUUUGUUAAAAUUUUUUAAUCUUCAAGUAAUCCCAAAUAUAAUGUGGGGACAGGUAUCUCAGGGUGUGUAAGCAGUUACUGAAAUUAUUUUCUCAAAGUCAGUUGCUCUCUGAUAUCUACUAAUAAGUAUAUGGUAAUGUGAAAUUGAUUUCCAGAAUCAUUGGAAUAUGAUAACAAGCACACACGGUCAAGCUUAAGACUAAAUGAUAUAUGCUGUCUUGUGUAUACUUUCAAUAUACAUUUGAUUUCUUUUAAAAAUAAAGCUAUUUUUUCUUACA